GCAUAGUCACAUGAUCCAUUGUGUGGACCGGCCGGGAAGUGUGGUGCAGCUACCAGGAGACGUUCAGUAAGACUUGUUUUCAGCGAUCAGAAAUGAAGUAUUGUUCAAGCGUGGUCGCCUUUGCCUUUUUGGCUGUUGGCGUUGCUUUUGCAGCGGUGCUCCAUUACGACCCACUGAAGAUAACUUCUAGAUUAGAAUCGGAAAUGGAGGAUCUUAUGCAACUGGUGAUGAAACCUCACACACUCAGCAGAUAUAUACCUCUGGAGGUAUACAAGAAGAUGGGCCUGAACCCAAGCACUCGUCUGACGGAUUACAGAUGGAAGAACUGUGGCAACCCAUCUAUGGAAAACCUGAUCAUCAAUGACAUCAAGUUCUCCCCUGACCCUAUCUCUCUCGCCGGGACUCUCACCGUCUCCUUCAGCAUCAACCUCAAAGUAACAGUUGCAAGUCAACUUAAGGGAGUGGUCCUGCUGGAGAAGCAGGUUGCUGGGAGCUGGAUUGAGCUGCCAUGUAUCGGCAACAUUGGCUCCUGCACUUACGACGACAUCUGCCCACUGCUCAGCCAGAUAGGCCAGUGUCCUCCUGAAUUUAAUGCAGCCGGCAUCCCAUGCAAAUGCCCCUUAAAUGCAGGCAACUACACACUUCCUGGUGCCAGCUUUGAGAUCGAUGCCAGCUUCCUACCAUCCGGAGACUACCACAUCCGUGCCAACCUCACCCAUGGUGCUGUUGAUGGUGGCUGCUAUGACAUCUAUGCUUCUUUUGCAUAAAUGAAGUGACCUGGUUUCUACAUUACAGGGAGCAAAGUGAAGACACUAAAACAACAAUACAAUAUUGUCCAUGUUCUUUCAACACAUUCCACAGGUGUGUUUAUGUGCAUAAGUUUUUAAUGAGAUUUUCCCCUAUCUGUACAUAGUGUCAAACUCUACUCACCCUGCAUGUAGAUAGUUAUACACUAAUAUAUCGUAAUAUCAAGAUAUUUGAAGUUAUUUGUUAACGUUAAGCGUUGAUCAGAACGUGAAGAAUAGGAUGAAUUUAUAACUCAUCGCUACUCUGAAUAAGUUCCAAAGAUAUAUUUAAAAGAUGUUUUUUUGUAAAGAGUGUUUUGAAACAUUUUUGUAUUAUUUAUUAAUUUCUCAAGUGAAUUAAAGUCAAAGGAUGAAUGUGAUCAGUGUCAUUUUUUGGUGUUUGUUAUUUAGCUAAGAUGAAAAAUAUGUACUUCAACAUCCUGGUGAACACUUUUCAACAUGAGGUCAUGUGUGAUUACUUUAUAUAUGCAGUUACACACCUUUUUUUAACCCACCUGAUAAAUUCUUAAGAAUAAUUCAAUGAUUCAGCUGCAAAUGACACAUUCUAUUGAUUAAGGUGAUAUGCAGUCAUGAUGAUCAAGGGAGAGAACUUUUGAUUCACUAAUGUAUGUAAUUGUGCCCAUGCAAUUGUUUUGAAAUCCGAGUUUCUGGUUAUAGGGCAAUGAAAGAUUGUCAGCAUCAUCUACAUAUGUUGUUAGUAAUUGUUAGUGAUUUUUAAAUCUUGAUAUGGUAGUAGGUAUGAAAGUCAUCUAAACUUUGGCAUAUGUAGAAUUUAAAGAGAUACCAAAGGCCAGGGUAUUUGUGUGAGCAUGAAGUGCAAUUACUGAUGAAUAUUUUAGUAUAUUUGUUUGGUGAUGAUCAAAUCUCCUUGUUGCAUGGAUAGUUGUGAAAUGAACAAUGCUUGUCUUAGGCAGACUAAGAAUUUUCUAUAAUCAUCCAUUAAUUAGCCAAAUAUGACACUGUCGUCUUUAGAGAUGACAUUGUAUCAGUUUUGAUAUAUGAUCAAUUUUCUUUUUAAAUGAACAAAUCAUUUGGGUCGGUUUCAGAUAGCGUUAUUGACCAACUAACUUGGUUUAUUUAAUGUUCAUCGGUCAGUGUAAUGACCACACCUUGAGCAUGUUUCUACUUCUGAGAAAUAACUGUACUCUUGUUUCAUUACAUUUAGCCAAGUGGUUCAAGUGUUUGCUUGUCACUUGGGAUAUUUUGGUUUCAUUCCCCGCUCUGGUGCAAUUAAUGCAGUCAAUACAUGGCGUCUCUUGCCUAACUAUUGUUGGAAUAUUGCCAGGUGAGGUGGAAGUUCAUCCUCAUUCAUUUCUUCAUUGUCUAUUUACAUCUGAAACAUAACUUCUCAACUGAAAGUAGGUCUCAGAAUAAAACAUUUUAUAAAAGAA
Molecule: messenger RNA, 2197 nt
Organism: Haliotis rubra (blacklip abalone)
Lineage: Eukaryota; Metazoa; Mollusca; Gastropoda; Lepetellida; Haliotidae
Product: ganglioside GM2 activator-like
Exons: 5
Coding region: 93-767 (224 amino acids)
Biological process (GO): ganglioside catabolic process; lipid transport
Cellular component (GO): cytoplasmic side of plasma membrane
Molecular function (GO): enzyme activator activity; lipid carrier activity
Source: RefSeq, a predicted model, not a curated record